AUGAAUGGAUAUAACAAGUUUAUUAAAGUGGAAAAUAAAAAAUUAUAUAUGGUUUCUUUCAUGGAUUAGAAAAACUAACUAGACAAACAAAACUUGAUUGAUUCAAUUAUAAAUUUAUAAUUGAUUAAUUUAGUUAAAUUAAUUAAUUAUGGAAUAAAAAAUCACGAUAAGACUUAAUUUAUUUAAAUCAUUUUAGAAAACUUAGAAAUCUGGAGAAUUAUUAAGAAGUUUGGAAAGUUUUAAUUAAAGAAAAGAUAAGGAAAUAUAUUCAUUGAAGAAAAUUUAAAAAAUGAUAUUAUCAUAUAAGAUGGAGGGAUCUAAGAAGAAAUUUAAUAGAAAUAACCAAUUAUAACAUAAUAAAGUUCCUCAUAAAUAUCUAACUUAUUCUUAGGAUAUUAGAAGAAUUAUGUUAAAAAGGUAUUAAAACAAUAAUUUAGGUUAUAAACUAUAUUGGAAAGAUAAAAAGUAUGA
Molecule: messenger RNA, 471 nt
Organism: Paramecium sonneborni
Lineage: Eukaryota; Ciliophora; Oligohymenophorea; Peniculida; Parameciidae
Source: the annotation of a GenBank genome assembly